Messenger RNA from Aspergillus welwitschiae, 1566 nucleotides. RefSeq lists its product as uncharacterized. Lineage: Eukaryota; Fungi; Ascomycota; Eurotiomycetes; Eurotiales; Aspergillaceae. The transcript has a single exon. Gene Ontology annotation, molecular function: protein binding. The coding region runs from base 1 to 1566 and encodes 521 amino acids. The record is from RefSeq and is a predicted model, not a curated record.
AUGGAUGAAGUCAGCUGCCAGCUGGGAACGCUCCCCCGCGAGAUAUUAUGGCGGUGUACUCAUUAUCUGGACCCUUUAUCCGUCGUCCAGUUAUCAAGCACUUGCAAGGAUCUUAAGGCGCUCCUACGAGAGAGAUAUUCCUGGGCGGCAUUUCAACAUGCAACCACAGAACUUAAGUAUUACGUUAAGUCUUGGAUUUCUCUCUGCCCUCAAUUGUCCGGAAAUCCCCGCCCCACCGGGGAUAUAUGCCGACUUGCUACCCCCGAGGACGCCCCAACAAUCGCAAUACAUACGUUGCCUCGAAUACAAGCCGUUGUUCUGAAUAAUCGCCGGAGCAUUCUUGAGGCUUAUAUUGACGCAGGCAUCGAUCCCGAUGAGAUAGUAGUAGGACGCGGAUGGGGAUCGCUAUUGCUUAUAGCCGCUAUAUCUAACAACACUGAGAUGGUCGAGUUUCUAUUUGAAAAGGGAGCCAAACCCCGGCGAAGUUAUAUGUGGUUACCAUCAGAAUCGUCUAUAUUGGAUGAGGUGGCGUGGUGUAACGUUCAUGAGAAGCCGGCAGAGAAUUGGGAGAAAACAGCUCUAUCGUUCCUUGAGCGCGGCGUCAUUUUUUCAGGCCUCCACAUGGCUAAAGAGCUAUGCCGCAUGCCAAACGCCCCACAUCUUCUUGAGGUUGCACUCAGGAAUGGUCUGGACAUCCACCGCACAUGGGAAAGCAGAUCUUUGCUACACAUUGCUGCUAGUCGAAAUAUUCCUCAUCUGAUGAAGACUAUACUAUCCCAUGCACCAGAACAAGUGAAUAUUCAUGAGAUCGUUCGCACAGUGGGAGGAUACAUCGAAAGACAACAAUCGGCCCUAGACAUAGCAAUUUCUGAGGGUAAGACGAAAAACGUUGGGUUUUUACUCAGUAUGGGAAGCAAACCAACCUUUUAUUCCCUAGAAGUUGCAAUCCGGAUAAGCAAUAAAAAAAGCGUCUUUUACGGGGAUGGAAUAGAAGAGGUUGCAGACAUUACAGACUGGUUUGCAUGGAAGCUCCAAUGGGUCGAUUAUGUGCAUAUAAUUGCAAGCAAGCUUGACCUUGACAGCGAGGAGGCCGCUUUGCCACUUGAGCGGAUUUUGCAUAGUGCUUGGGGGUCGGCUCAACAGGGAAAUGAAGAGGAUGGAAGAUUAUAUCUGUCUGUUUUAUUCAGAAAGAUGAGCUUACGUACCCGGUUACUCUAUGCGGGUCUAAUUGCGUUUGAGGCUUAUGAAGAUAGCUUGACUGCAGCAAAAAAGAAUAUCGAAGAACUCGAGGAACGUUUUUAUCAAUUGAAGUCCCAGUGGUGGCAGGUUUGGAGGUGCAAGGUAUCGGGAGAUAGGUCUAUCAACCAUGAAAAGCUCGAGGAUAUUAGAAAUAAUGUGGAGGAACUCGACAUUGAAAAUGAGGCGAGGGUAUUCGAGUAUGUUCUCGAGAACGUUGAAAAGCGACUCGAGAACGUUGGAAAGCGACUCGAGGAUGUUAAAAGACAAGUGAAAGGACUCGAAGACAUCCUGGAACUGAGGAACGAGGCUACCUUGGAUUCGCCAUAG